Molecule: messenger RNA, 1643 nt
Organism: Scutellospora calospora
Lineage: Eukaryota; Fungi; Glomeromycota; Glomeromycetes; Diversisporales; Gigasporaceae
Source: the annotation of a GenBank genome assembly
AUUCUCAGGACGAUGAAGCACUCGCUUUUAAAUCUCAAUUUGAUGAGAUUUCAAAUAUUUCAAGAAUGUUGGAAAAUGCAAAGACAAAUAACAAUUCCUAUAACAAUCGGUAUCAUGGAUCUCCUGGACGGGUGCAUUCUGGAUUUUCUUCGUCAAAUUAUCUGUCGUCACAGAGAAGAAUUAAUGUCCGCUCGCAUCAUCGAUCCUUUUCUCACCCAUCAUUGCCAACAACUCGCCAGAAUCUACAAAACAAGCGUAAUUUUGGUUCUUUUUAUCUUGGUCAUCAUAGAUUGGCCUCUUUACCUUCUCCUUAUAAUGGAGUUCCUUAUUCUGCUUUUGAUUUAUUUGGUCACGACGAAGAUUUACCCUUAAAUUUUGAUGACCCUUUGACUACUAUUAACGAUUCUUCUGGAUUAAAAACUCUAGAAACCUGUGGAAGAUUUGGUUUUAAAAGCGGUUCUUCUAUCGACCCGUUUACCUCUCUACCAAUAUCCCCAAAUAACUUCAUGCAGCAUUCGUUAUUAGAUGAUGAUGAAUUGGUAGAAAAGCAAUUAAUGUUGGAAGAAGAACGAAUGAUACUUCAAAUGAAACGUCAAGAAUUAGAUAAUGCUAUCUAUAAAUUACAUUAUCAAAAUUUUGAUUCAAGUUUAAACCAUUCCUUGUCUUCUUUGAUAGAAACAAGAUAUAAACUUUCUCAAACUCCUCCUCAAACAACAAGAGGUUCCGCUUCCACUACUCCUUCUUUGUCAAGACAAACUAGUUUUUCAAAAAAUUUAUCUCCUCAACCACUAAGAUUUCAACCAAUUGGUACUCCUGUUAGGAAACCUGCCACUAAUGAUUAUUCGGCUUCUUCUACUAUGUCAAAUUCGGCUCCUUCUCAGUCCACUUUUUCUUUAUUUUCUAAAUCUCCUGGUCUUUCGCUUAAUCAUUCCUUACCUACGGUUGAUGAACAAAGAUUAUCUUCUAAUAUGGAUGAUAUUCUCGAUGAUAAAUUAAAUGAUUUCCCUUUAAUCGGCUAUCCAUUAACUCCGUCGGGUACCCCUCCAAAAAAUGAUGAUCGGUGUCAAUUUCUUCCUUCUUCUGUUCAUCCUUCUGCUAAUCAUCUUAACCCAGUAAUUUGGUCAAGUAAUAAUGAUGAUAACUUUGCUUCUCAUUCGAAAUCUCUUCGUUCUCUGCCAAAGCGUGAUUAUUUUAGCGCUCCUACAACUCCAAAUUGCUAUACUCCAACUACACCUCAAUUUAAUCGAAAUUAUCAACAAGCCCUAAAUCAAUUGUCUAUUGGUCAUUUCAAUAGAGCUAGUCCAUUGUACUCUUCUCCACUUGAUGAACGUGAUGAAUUAUGGCAUGGCGAUGAAACUUUUAAUCCAAUCUUAUCUUUGACCCCACCUGAAAUUUCAUCUACAAAUAAAAUUUCGCAUUCGAUUAAUGAUAAUACGGAUAAUUUGCUCAGUAAAAAUAAUUCAUGCCACCAAUUUCAUAACGUCAUUCAACCUAAAUUAUUGUCUUCGACUCACAAAACUGGCAAUGGUUUUUUUUCUCUAGUUGGCGCUGGUAAUCAAGUUGCUUCUGAUUCACAUUAUGAUGGUUUCACUUAUAAUAAAGGGAUGAGAGUAAAUGGGCUUUAUAAACUUGAAGUCAUGUAA